AUGUCCAGACCUCCGACAGUUACCGGGCCAUGGGUCGCCGCUAACAAGACAGAAUCUCCUCCGUCUUACAAAGCGGGGUGCGAGAUGGGAGACGACGUUGAGACUGUUCAGUUUGAUAACACCCGUCAGCCGACUGGCGAUGCAUCCAACGAUCGGGACCAGAUGGAGGAUGUGAUGCCGUCCUCCAGCACCGAAACCCGCCACAAGAAAGACACCAGACCCAAGCGAGGAAACCCCACAAACGAAUCCUAUAGACGCCUGCAUCGAAAGACCAUAUCACGACAGCGGACCGCACGCACCGCAAGGCGUAACCAAGGAUACUCCUUCCUGCGAGUCCCCGAUAACAUGGAGUCGCUGCGUGAAAAUACGGCAGUAUUGUUCUCGGACAAGCGCGGGAAUGUGGCCAUGCAGAAUGUGACGAGCCAGCUCGGCGCGUUGUGGCAAACGGCGAAGCCGACAAACGGUGCAGUUGCUGUUCCGAGCAUUGUGCUACCAAAUUCGGCCCAAGACCAAGACAUCGACACCGGCUCUCUCGAUGAUGUGGAUUCCUCCAGAUGCGCCAACAGCAAUAUCCAGCCUACUCGAGGAGGAUUUCACUCCUAG
Metarhizium album ARSEF 1941 is the source of this 603-nucleotide messenger RNA. RefSeq lists its product as uncharacterized. The transcript has a single exon. The record is from RefSeq and is a predicted model, not a curated record. Bases 1 to 603 code for a protein of 200 amino acids. Lineage: Eukaryota; Fungi; Ascomycota; Sordariomycetes; Hypocreales; Clavicipitaceae.